This is a messenger RNA of Ziziphus jujuba (common jujube), 1065 nucleotides long. RefSeq lists its product as uncharacterized. The coding region runs from base 210 to 782 and encodes 190 amino acids. The transcript is spliced from 4 exons. Lineage: Eukaryota; Viridiplantae; Streptophyta; Magnoliopsida; Rosales; Rhamnaceae. The record is from RefSeq and is a predicted model, not a curated record.
CUUCGUUUGUGUCAUUUUGGCACAAGGUCUCCUAGAUCCUCUCUCAUCUCCGCAUUCCUUCUCUGUUUUCUCAAACAAUUGAGAGUCUCUCGCCGUCAAAUCUGCUUUUAUAUUCAUAUUAUUAUUUGUAAUAUAUAUAAUUCUUCAGUCAAAAUUUACGUAUAUAUAUAUAUAUAUAUAUUUUCAAAAAACUAGAUAUAAAAAAGUGCAUGGCUGUGUCAGCAGUGUUUCACCGUCUGUGCUCCAUAAAUCCACAGAAUCCAAAGUGUUACAAAACUCAAUCCGUAGCUCGACCUUACUCACAGUUCCUUUCUUCCGAUUCGUUAUUGAGGUUGAAGAAGCAACCUCUGCUUUCACAAGUCCAAACUAGGAAGCUCAGGACCCAGAAAUCUUCCUCCUUUCCUGUUGUUUAUGCUGCACAAUCCAACUUCUUCAAAGUUCUUCAGACGGCAUGGAGGAUUGGGAGGGAUGGGAUUGAGGCAGGAGCCAAUCUGGUCCCUGAUUCUGUACCUAGACCGAUAGCAAAGAUUUCUGUGGCAGUUGUUGUAUCGAGCAUUUCGCUCUUUGUACUCAGGUCUUUCUUGUCUACAGCUUUCUUUGCGCUGGCCACGAUGGGACUUGUGUAUUUUAUAUUCUUAGCUUUGAAUAAAGAUGAAGGACCAAGAAGGGGAGGGGGAGGGGGAGGGGGAGGGGGAAGGGGAGGGGAAGGGGAUGGAGGAGACACAACUUCUACUGAAGAUACUCUAGAAGAAGCCAGAAGAAUUAUGGAGAAGUACAAGUAACACACAAGGGCUAAGCUACUUCUUGUACAAUUCAAUUUCCAUUGCAAAAUGAGGAUGAUACUCACAAAGGGAGAACAAGGAAUGUCCAGAAAAAAAAAAUUACCUUAAUUUAGAUAGAUUCGUCUUUCAAUUUGCUCAAACUCAUUCAUACCCUUAACCAUCUGUAUAGUUUUAAGAGGGAAAUAUUUUAAGUUUUGUUUUGGCUGGUGCCAGUAGUUUAGUUGAGCUGUACCUUUGUUAAAAAUUGAAUCGAAUGCUAUAAUCCGAUUAAAUUAGUGCUGAA